This is a messenger RNA of Microplitis demolitor, 978 nucleotides long. RefSeq lists its product as uncharacterized. NCBI's taxonomy places the organism in Eukaryota, Metazoa, Arthropoda, Insecta, Hymenoptera, Braconidae. Gene Ontology annotation, molecular function: DNA binding. Bases 1 to 888 code for a protein of 295 amino acids. The record is from RefSeq and is a predicted model, not a curated record. The transcript has 6 exons.
AUGGAUUUCGAUUUACAGCGCUAUUUGACAGAAAAAGAAAAUUUAGAAGAAAGCUAUAUUGUUCAGUGGCGACGAGGAAAUAUAGAAACAUGGAAAAAUUAUGAUGCCUAUGUAAUCGAGGUCUCGCAUUCCUGUAAAAAUUUAGAAAGAGAAAUAGUAAGAUUGGAAGGGAUAGUUUCUCCACUGAAACCGAUUCAAGUUCAUACAAAAAAGCCUAAAAUUGUUAAAGAAAAUCGAAAGAAAGAUUGUUCCUCUGUUGAAAGAAACAACAAUAGUUACGAUAAAAGCAGUAUCAGUGAUAACCAUGAUAUUUUCAUUGAAGAUGAUGAUAAUGACACGGAUUUUAUUACGACGAGCAAAAAAGUUUUGAAACAUAACCAACAGAUUAAAGAUGGUCUCAAUUUAUUAUUUAAUGAAAUACAGGAAAUUAAAGUUGCUCAGAAUGAACUAAAACAAGAUUAUGGCAAAGCAAGAAAUCCAAAUAAUGCUGAGAAUGAACAAGUGGAAAUCGGUUAUCCAGGUAGUAAUGUUCAUGUUACACGCCAACAGUAUGAAACUGCAAAUAGUCGCGACAAUUUUAGCAAAAUGACGAUUUCUCUUAUCAACGCCUUAUUUUCAAAAGAGACCCUCAUUCAAAGUAAUUGCUGCGGUGGAAAGAGUAGAAUUCAAAAAGAUGCUCCAACUCGACCUGGAUUAAAUCCAAUAAUUAUUGAUGCCGUGAAAGAAACUGUCAAAAACAAGUUUCCUCGUGAAUACAGGCGUGGUUUAUUUGGGAUGGCCAUAAAUAAUUAUUUGAAUGAUUUGCGUCGUUUGCAAAAGCAGUCCAAUAUUAUUGACGAUGGUGAUAAUGUUAAUGAUAAUAAGAGUAAUGAUGGAGACUCUUCAUAAAACUAUUUAUAAUUAUUUAAUAUUCCACUGUUACAAUGUUAUUAUAAUUAUAAUUUCUGAUCUGAGUUCUUAAAAAAAAUAAAAACAAAA